Molecule: messenger RNA, 1056 nt
Organism: Eutrema salsugineum
Lineage: Eukaryota; Viridiplantae; Streptophyta; Magnoliopsida; Brassicales; Brassicaceae
Product: adenylate isopentenyltransferase 1, chloroplastic
Exons: 1
Coding region: 1-1056 (351 amino acids)
Biological process (GO): tRNA modification; cytokinin biosynthetic process
Cellular component (GO): mitochondrion
Molecular function (GO): tRNA dimethylallyltransferase activity; AMP dimethylallyltransferase activity
Source: RefSeq, a predicted model, not a curated record
AUGACAGAACUCAACUUCCUCCCAUUACUCUCCGAUCGUCUCUCCACAACGACGGCGACGUCACCGUCUUUCUCCUCACAUUCUCUUCUCCCUUUCACAAGACGACGAAGAAGACAACAUCCAAACCAACCCGUCUCCGUACGCAUGGAGCAGUCACGACGGAAAGACAAAAUCGUCGUCAUCUUAGGAGCAACCGGCGCCGGAAAAUCACGUCUCUCAGUCGAUCUCGCCACUCGUUUCCCUUCGGAGAUCAUAAACUCCGACAAAAUCCAAGUCUACGAAGGAUUAGAGAUCACAACGAAUCAGAUUACGAUCCCGGACCGUCGCGGCGUUCCUCACCACCUACUCGGUUACCUCCGUCCCGAAGACGGCGAACUCUCCGCCGGAGAUUUCCGUAUCGCCGCUUCAAACGCCGUUUCCGAUAUAACCUCCCGUAAAAAGGUCCCGAUUAUCGCCGGCGGAUCUAACUCCUUCGUACACGCACUCCUCGCCGAGAGAUUCGACCCAAAGUCCGAUCCUUUCGCUUCCGGGUCGUCGGAUUCUUCAUCAAUCUGCCGUGAUUUGCGUUACGAUUGCUGUCUCCUCUGGGUAGAUGUGUCGGAGAGUGUGCUUUUCGAGUAUCUUCUGAAACGGGUCGACGAGAUGAUGGAUUCGGGUAUGUUCGAGGAGCUAUCCGGGUUUUACGACGCGGUUAAAUCGGGUUUACCCCGGUUCGGUAUACGGAGAGCUAUAGGCGUCCCGGAGUUCGACGGUUACUUUAAAAUGUACCCACCGGAGAACAAGAAAGGAAAGUGGGACCCAGCGAAGAAGGCGGCGUACGAUAAGGCGGUGGAGGAUAUCAAGGAGAACACGUUGAGGUUAGCGAAGAGACAAAUAGGGAAGAUUGAGAAGCUGAGAGACGCGGGGUGGGAGAUUAAGAGGGUCGAUGCGACGGCGUCGUUUAGAGCGGUUAUGAUGAGUUCGCCGGAGAAGAGAAGAGAGUGGAGAGAGAUUUGGGAGGAGCAAGUUUUGGAGCCAAGCGUAAAGAUUGUGAAUCAGCUGUUGGUGGAUGAUUAG